This is a messenger RNA of Eptesicus fuscus (big brown bat), 688 nucleotides long. RefSeq names its product coiled-coil domain-containing protein 12-like. The coding region runs from base 4 to 504 and encodes 166 amino acids. The record is from RefSeq and is a predicted model, not a curated record. NCBI's taxonomy places the organism in Eukaryota, Metazoa, Chordata, Mammalia, Chiroptera, Vespertilionidae. The transcript has a single exon. Gene Ontology annotation, cellular component: post-mRNA release spliceosomal complex; U2-type spliceosomal complex.
AAGAUGGCUGCUCCUGUGGCUGGUGUGGGCCGGCUAGAGGAAGAAGCAUUGCGGCGAAAGGAAUGGCUGAAGGCCCUACGGGAGAAAACCAGGCACAAGGACAAGGAAGAUGCGGAGCCCAAGACCAAGCAGCUUAGAGAAGGGGAGGAAGAGGGUGAGAAGCACAGGGAACUCAGGCUGCGCAACUACGUCCCCGAGGAUGAGGACCUCAAGAGGAGGAGGGUGCCCCAGGCCAAGCCCGUGGCAGUGGAAGAGAAGGUGAGGGAGCAGCUGGAGGCCGCCAAGCCCAAGCUGAUCAUCGAGGAAGUGGACCUGGCCAACCUUGCACCCCGGAAGCCUGACUGGGACCUCAAGAGAGACGUAGCCAAGAAGCUGGAGAAGCUGGAAAAGCGGACCCAGAGAGCCAUCGCCGAGCUGAUCCGUGAGAGGCUGAAAGGCCAGGAGGACAGCCUGGCCUCUGCAGUGGACGCCACCAACAAACAAGAGUUCUGCAACUCCGACUGAGCCUGCCCGUGGGAGGAAGGUCCUGGACAGGGUGGGGCUGAGCAGGCCAUCACUUCCCUUUUGCCUUCAGAGCAGUGGCUCCCCACCCCGUCAGGGGGAGCCCGCCAUGGGGAGUCAGCUCCUUAUCUCCCCGAGUGGUCCCACCACCCUGAGUUGGGGCAGAGCCAGCAGCAGCUCUGUGGGC